Molecule: messenger RNA, 758 nt
Organism: Setaria italica (foxtail millet)
Lineage: Eukaryota; Viridiplantae; Streptophyta; Magnoliopsida; Poales; Poaceae
Exons: 2
Coding region: 26-736 (236 amino acids)
Source: RefSeq, a predicted model, not a curated record
CCAUAUCUUCGAUGUUGCUCCCCCGAUGGUAAUAACCUUUGCGGAAAGGCAAGUUGUGGAGGUACGAGUACAUUCAGACUUUUGUGUAGUCGUGACUUCUCAACUUGGCUGUCUUUUUGUGCAGACUACCAGAGAAGGAGCCGAAAGCAUCGAAGCUGCUGCUGAUGAGGUGUAUGGCGCCACUGAGUUGGCCACCAACACAGUAGUCGGUGUUACGGAGACGGUCGCCGUGAGCACAAGUGUCGCGUCGGAGGCAAUUACUCUCCCCGUGACCGCAGAGGCAGGGGUGACUGCCGAUGAUGUGGUGGGACCGACAGAGAUGGAUAUGAGCGAAGCGAUCACGACGCCGGAGGCCGUGUCUGACGCCACCAUGUCCGAAGUUACUGGAGGCGGAGAAGGUAUGGGUACCAGCGGUGACCGUAUAGCUGCCGCUGCCCAAGUAAUCUCUUCUAGGGUUGGUGAUAAUCUGGAGGCACCACCAGUUGCCCCGUCCAGUGUGCUAAAUCCCAGUGAUUUGCCUAAGCGCUUGGCGGGUAAAGCUGCCCUUGUGCCCCGUCGGUCAAGCAAGUCGUCUUUCAGUGUUGACCUUAGUGUGGUGAGCACCGAACCAGCAGCUGAUGACGGAGGCCACUCAUCUGCGGACCUUGCUUCUGCGCCUAUUGUCGAUCUGACGAAAAAGAACCCGGGGCCGGCAGCGAAUCCCAGUUCUACAUCUCUGGCGGCUGCGUUAUUGUAGGAUGCGAUCGGCGCUCUUCAGA